Drosophila subobscura is the source of this 570-nucleotide messenger RNA. RefSeq lists its product as uncharacterized. NCBI's taxonomy places the organism in Eukaryota, Metazoa, Arthropoda, Insecta, Diptera, Drosophilidae. The transcript is spliced from 2 exons. The record is from RefSeq and is a predicted model, not a curated record. Bases 68 to 361 code for a protein of 97 amino acids.
GCUCGCUGGUCAGUCGAGUUUCGUUGGUCAAUGGAAAAUGUUGUGAGGCAUUCGCCAAAUAUUGACUAUGGCCGCACGUUGCACCCUGCUCCCCCUGCUCCCCCUGCUGCUGCUGCUGGCCGUGGGCCUGCUCCACCCCGUGGCACUGGCACUCGAGUUCAUGGACGACGGAGCUCUUGCGAACGAUGAGGUGCAUCCAGCGGGCGAUGAGGGCGAGUAUUCCGCAGAGGCGCCAGCCCUAUCGACGGGCUACACCCGCGACACAAUUGCCCACUUCAAUCCGCGCAAAUCGGACGCGGGAUUCCGGCAGCUCUGGGAGCGCGUUCCCCAGCAGAAAGUCGACGUGAUCAAGCGGCGAUAGGCGGCGGUGGAAAACCCAACCCAAAUCGUGACCAAAUCGCUGCUAACAUUAAUUGGAAUACGCUGCCCGCACGAGCUCAAAGCGGGUGAUUCAGGGGCAGCACUUCGCGCCCAUUUAUUAAUUUAUUUAUUUAUAUUUUAAUCAAUGAUUGAAAGGUGCAGACAAGUUGCCACAUAGUCACAAGAACGCCGAUUAAAAACGACAUGGAU